Lodderomyces theae is the source of this 1659-nucleotide messenger RNA. RefSeq names its product putative serine/threonine protein kinase. Gene Ontology annotation, molecular function: ATP binding; protein serine/threonine kinase activity. Gene Ontology annotation, biological process: protein phosphorylation; intracellular signal transduction. NCBI's taxonomy places the organism in Eukaryota, Fungi, Ascomycota, Pichiomycetes, Serinales, Debaryomycetaceae. The transcript has a single exon. The record is from RefSeq and is a predicted model, not a curated record. The coding region runs from base 1 to 1659 and encodes 552 amino acids.
AUGCCAUUUAAAAACAUAUUCAACUCAUCUUCAACUUCGUUGAAUGAUCAGCAAUCAGUCUCGUCUCACAGAUCAUUUCUUAAACUGCUGAAGAAUACUAAUUCACGGCUGGUUACACCUAUCUCGACUGCUAGUUCGGUCGCUUCUAAACGGGAUGGUGGUGAUGCUAAUGUAAAUGCAGCCAGUGGGAGUAGGAUUUCUCCACAACCACCACAGGGACAAAACAACACUACAGUUCAGCAGCAGCAGCAGCAACAACAACAUCAUCAUCAUCAUCAUGGUGGCAUGCAUCAUCACAAGGACAAUCUGCAUCGCAAUAGUCCGUUUUCGAACCAUUCUUCAAAGACCCACUCGCCUUCGUCUUCAAACAGUGAUACGUCCUCCAAUAACAAGGAAGGAGGUGGUCCAUUGAAGCGUUUUCUCAAAAAGUUUAAACCCAGUGGAACUACUCAUAAACAAUCCAAACAUGCUGGCAGGCCAGAACCUAUCGACCAUGCUGCUCAAUUGUUUCACAGUUACGGAUUGCCGGGUAAAUUAUUAGGUACUGGGGCUAGUGGAUCGGUUAACUUGCUCACGUCAAAAACUGAUCCUAGUAAGAUAUAUGCUGUGAAGAAAUUUAGAAGCAGGUUACCCAAUGAGCAAGAAUCGGAUUAUACAAUCAAGGUACAGAAUGAAUACAAGGUCGGUGAAUAUCUCCAUCAUCAAAAUAUCAUCCAUACAUACGAAUUGAUUAAAGAUUAUUCAAAAGUUGGUGGUAAAGUUAUUGAUCCAGAUUACUACAUUGUUAUGGAAUACUGUCCUUAUGAUUUUUUCAAUUUAGUAAUGAGUGGACUAAUGAAGGAGAAUGAAAUCAACUGCUAUUUCAAACAAAUUGUACAAGGCGUCCAUUUCUUGCAUGAAAACGGAUUGGCACAUCGUGAUUUGAAGUUGGACAAUUGUGUGGUAAACACCAGCGGCAUUUUAAAAUUGAUAGAUUUUGGAUCCGCGGUACAGUUUGAGAAAGAAGUGCCCAAUGGCUAUUAUGUUACUGAGCAUGAUACCAUGUUGGAUUCGAACCAUAAAUUGAUUUACGCUAGAGGUGUGGUUGGAUCGGACCCCUAUUUAUCUCCCGAGGUGUUUGAACCCAUGGGGUUGGGAAAUGGAUAUGACCCAAGAACAGCUGACGUUUGGUCCAUUGCCAUCAUAUAUUGCUGUAUGAUUUUGAAGCGGUUUCCUUGGAAAUUACCCAAAUUGAGUGACCCUUCAUAUAGGUCAUUUGCCGGACCUCAAUUGAACCCUACUGCCAACCUGAUUGAAAAUGAUAUGAACAGUAUGCAUAUCGAUCAACAACAAACGCAGCAACAACAACUACAGGACAGGCAUGCGCAUCAUGGACCUCAAGGGCCAGAAAAGUUGUUUCGUUUGCUACCAGCGGAUUCUCGUAACCUAAUAAAAGGUAUGUUGAUCUUGGAUCCCAAACAGCGGUACUUGAUGUCUGAUGUGGCAAAGGAUCCGUUUUUGCAGAGUAUCAGAGAAUGUAAAGUGAUUGGCGAUCGUAACGACCAGCACACAGUGUCAAGCGACAAUCAUACGCAUCAUUUGGUGACGGAGGAGGAUUUGAAAAAAAUUGAACAAGAAAAAGAACGAUCGAAAAAGUUGAGAGAAGCGGGAAUGGGAUAG